This is a messenger RNA of Papilio machaon (common yellow swallowtail), 2174 nucleotides long. RefSeq names its product DNA replication factor Cdt1 (gene dup). Gene Ontology annotation, biological process: mitotic cell cycle; DNA replication preinitiation complex assembly; DNA replication checkpoint signaling. Gene Ontology annotation, cellular component: nucleus. The transcript has 3 exons. NCBI's taxonomy places the organism in Eukaryota, Metazoa, Arthropoda, Insecta, Lepidoptera, Papilionidae. The record is from RefSeq and is a predicted model, not a curated record. Gene Ontology annotation, molecular function: DNA binding; DNA polymerase binding. The coding region runs from base 95 to 2035 and encodes 646 amino acids.
UUGAAAUUGUCAAAAAUUUAGUACUUUUGGAGGGAAUUCCGUUUGUUAAACUUAUAGAAAAGUUGCUUAAAAUAUAUACAAAGAAAAUUUAAUCAUGGCUCAAACGACUAUUACUACGUUUUUCAAUAGUCGAAAACGGCCAGCAUCGGAAGAUCUUGUAAAUACAAAACAUAAACUAGCGCAUAUUGAGCGUAUUCCAGAUAACCACAAAGAAACUGAACGAAACUCUUCAUCACUUAAAAAUAAUGAUGUGGAUAAUAAAAAUUUGAAGCCCCAUUUUACAUGUACAAAAGUGUUGAAGACAGAUAAAAAGGAUAAAGGUGAAUGCCAUUCAACCUCUUCGAAUGGCCUUAUAAGAGCAUCAAACCAACUGGAAGUAUUUGCAAAAAAAGUUAAUGCUAAUAAUAUAGCUAAACCUUCGUUAGCUUCAGAAACAGUCUCAUUAAAUUCUGCUCGUAAAGAAUUAAGUUUGGGGGCUAAACCUUCUAUUCCUUCAGAAACGGUAACCGGUUCUGCUCGAAAAGAGUUAAGUUUGGGUUCUAAACCGUCUGUUUCAUUAAAUUCAGCUCGUAAGGAGUUAAGUUUGGGAGAUAUCCGAAAGAAAUUGGCUAGCAGCUCUAGACUAGCAGAGAUAAAAUCAACUGCUGAACGUCUUAGUAAAAAUAUUCCACUAUGCUUAGAAGGAAAACAUAAACAAAAUCUUAAAGAAUUUAAGUCAAUUGAUGUGGAUGUACCUAUAAGUCCAAGUAAACUUAACAAGGGUUUAUCAACACCCAAGAAGGAGGCAAAAUCAGAAGUUCAGUUACAAAGACCUAUUAUUUCACCAAGAAAAGUCCUUGUCAGCCCUGUCAAGAGCCCUAAUAAGGUGCCAGCAUUUAUUAAAUUUGCAUCUUUAAGCUCAUCUACUGCCUCCGAGUCUCACAGCAGUCUCCCUCUACCCUACCAAUACAGAUUCGUUGGUGAACUCUUCAGGAGCAUGGAAACAAUUGUAGGCAUGCUAUACAGUAGGAAUGAAAAAAUUACUUUCACCAAACUCCAGCCCUCUAUCCAAGAGAUGCUCAAACGAAGAUUUACUCUCAAACAUUUAUCUCAAAUUAAACAUCUUGUGCCGGACUUUUAUAAUUACAGUGUUGAGAAAGUUAAAAACUUCACAGCUUCAUGUCAGAAGGAAUCUUACGAGUUGGUGAUAUCACCAAAUCUCCCCAACGAAAUCAAGACCAUGAACCUGAGUGUUCUGUUAGAAAGACGAAGAUAUUUCUUCAAUACAUUGCUCCAAAUGGUGAAGAAACAUCAUGCUCAAUUCCUGGCAUCACUGGACCCUCCAAUGGAAAUACCUGAUGACAAAUUAAUUCGUUGGCAUCCAGAAUUCGAAAUUGAAAAAUUGCCAGAAAUACCAUGCGCUAAAUUACCAGAGAUGCCUAACACUGAGAAAAUUAGUUCGGCUCAGGAUGUGCUUGCUAAAGCUCGUGAAUUAUUUAAAUGCAAUCCAAAGAUGGGUAAAGCUUUAGAGAAAUUAACUGCGGCGAAAGUAAAUGAAGAAAAAAUAACAACAGAUAAAGCUGUUGCUGAAAAUAUGCCUAGCACAUCUACUACGAAAGAAGCAAGUCAACAAACAGCUCCACCUACAUUUGUAAAUCCUGCUUUUAAAGGAUUACCUAUAAGUUUAUUAGAAAAGGUUAAAGCCAAACAAGCCGCUAAAGCUUUACAAUCAAUGAUGAAGACUACAGAAAAAGAACAACAAUUCUAUAUUUACAGCGGUCUACCUGACUUAGCUAAAACAAUAAGAAAUAUAUUUGUGUCGGAGAGGAAAAAUGUUUUAACCCUAAGUGUUGUUCUUUCCAAGUUAGACUGUAGUUUUAAGACCUCAGCUAGUGAUUUACAAAGAGAUAUCAAAUUGCUCACAGAAAAAGUGCCAGAUUGGAUCAAAUUGCAUGAAAUUAGAAAUACAACAUAUUUGAAAAUUGAUAAAAAUCGUGAUUUGAAAGAAAUAACAACAAAAUUAGAAGCUUUGGCGGCGGAAUUUAAAAGUGAUUAAUAAUUUGUGAGAACGGACAAGUUUAUUCUGAAUGAUCAUUUUCUAUGUUUUUGGCAUAAUUUGAUUAUUCAAUCAUGACUUUAUUGGUUACAACUUAACAUAUCUUUAAUUUGGAUUUUAAUUAUUUUGGUUUUUCCCA